Molecule: messenger RNA, 393 nt
Organism: Anopheles aquasalis
Lineage: Eukaryota; Metazoa; Arthropoda; Insecta; Diptera; Culicidae
Product: MIEF1 upstream open reading frame protein
Source: RefSeq, a predicted model, not a curated record
AUGCCCCUCUCGGUCAGCUGCUGACCAAAACAACGUAAAAUCGGCCGAUAUUCGGCGAUUCCGUGGCUCGGAGACGAAAAAUGAGUGCACCAGCCGUUAACAAACGAUUAGUGAUCUCGCUGUACCGUGAUUUGCUACGCUACUGUGCACAACUCCAGUACACGGACAAGGAUUUCUUCCGAGCGCGGAUACGCCGAGAAUUCCGCCAAUCAGCCGCACUAACCGAUCCCAAGGAGAUCGAGUUCUGCUACAAGAAAGGACGUGCUGUGUUGGAGCGCGCCAGCGUCAUCUAGCUUACUCGGAUGAUCACCAUGCACUGCAGUCGCUACGCUUCUUCGCUUCUCCUGUGGCCUACUAUCGCUCUUCGCGCUUCAACCGCUACUACGACCAUCG